Molecule: messenger RNA, 2417 nt
Organism: Lymnaea stagnalis (great pond snail)
Lineage: Eukaryota; Metazoa; Mollusca; Gastropoda; Lymnaeidae
Source: the annotation of a GenBank genome assembly
UACAAAGUUUGUCAUGCUUUAGUUCCUGACAAGAUGAAGCCUCGGCUAGCAGGCUCUGGCACGUAAGUUGUAGGUCAAACAUCUGCGUGGACUCGUGCACUUUAAUAUUCAGAUCAUUGGUGGACUAACAAAUUUAAAAUAUUUACACUUUAACAGUUUUAAAGGCAAGGCAAUAAUUAAAUUGAUAUGCUAAAAUUAAAUCAAUAAUUAAAUUUGUAUAAUAAAAGUUUUAAAAAUUUAAAUCAAUUUUGAUUUGGGGACUUUGGUCACACAUAAAGAAGUAAAUAAAAGAUUAUUUUAUAAUGUAUUUAUUUAUUGAAUGGAGGUAAUUAGCACUAAGGAGUCAGAAACAUUAAGAUGAUAAUCUUGAUAUAACUGCUAUAAUAACAUAUUCUGAGGUUCGAUUUGAAAUUGCUCCGCAACGGAUAGUAAGUUGCUGGAUUUGAUAUUGACAGAUGGAAAUUAAUACUUUUCAUUUUGAUAACUUGAGAUGCUGGUUUUGACACUGAUAUUUUGAGAUGCUGGUGUUGAUAUUUGUAUACUUUAAUUGUCAGAUUUAGGAAAUGGCCUUUUACUGAUACUCCACCGUCUCCUUUGUUUUAAACAUAUUGGUUGUUACACAAAAUAACCGAUCGUACAGAUGUCUAUGCACAGUUCAUGGGCAAAAGUCCAGGUUGUUAUCGGGUGUUCCAGUCCAGGCAGUCCCUCAUUACAUUUGACGUAAAACUCGAUUAUCUCCACUAUCUUAUAACUCAUUCCACAAUUUCACUCAUGACAAAAUCGGAGGAUGGUAGGCCAGGCUGAUAAGCGCGGUGGCUCGUUGGUGCCACUCGUGGGAGCCGUUAACCAGCAUGUCCACUGGACUACUUACGUCAGCGGACAAACAAACUGGAAGAUAACUGUAGACAGAAAAAAGAGUCGUAUUCAACAAAGAAAGGGUACUUUCGUAAGGGGUGCAGGGUAAAGAGUGUGGCGAAAUUGGAACCGACUUGACACGACCGGGGGCGCGGCUGCCCACGAGCGGACCUCGAAGGUCAUUGUUGCUGCCAGGUCGAGAGCUGGCGGGUUGGGGAGGGGAGUCCCCUGUCCAAACAGAGUGCACAGUUGUUUGGACCAAAACAUGCUAGGUCAAAGUAAAAGAGUGGUGCUCAAAGAGCAAGAAAAGGGUACAAAAAGACGAGACUGGAUAAUAAACACAACUGAUUUACGGUCAUACCAGUGGAAAGGACCCCCGUUUUGAGACCAAGGACUGCCUGGCCGCAACAACCCAGAAAGAAACUGUUGGAGUUGGCCACGCUUUAGUGACUGGAACAUUUACCUAGUGAUAACUUUGCAUUCCCUGCCUGGUGGAUUUUCCCAAUUCGUUCAAAGAGCAGCCCAGAUGACGUAGGUUCGCUCUGAGUCAGGCUGCCCUGCGGCUGCAAAAAUUAAUUUGCGGGUUCGCGUCCUGGCGAAGGUGGACUAAAGGUUCGCGAAGGUGGACUAAAGGUUCGCGAAGGUGGACUAAAGGUUCGCGAAGGUGGACUAAAGGUUCGCGAAGGUGGACUAAAGGUUCGCGAAGGUGGAGCUCAGGCCCGGGUCGCGAUUCUUCGUGAGUCGCCGUUCCAAAGCUAGUGUCCGGUAAUAUUUCAGCAGUUUUAUGCUCUCCUUGUGACAGCAUACCAUGUGGCAGUACCAGUCCUGCAUGGCAUUAUUUCUAACGCUGCAUAUUGGACUUUUGAGAUUUUAAAUUCACUCUUCCCUUUCUUUUUUUUUAUUAUCAUAAUGUCUACCCGUACUUUGGGGUUACGAGAACUUAUUAUUUGGAUUCGUCCAAUGACAAUUGCCUUUAGUGGCAGACGCAGCUGAUAUCCCCCCACCCAGGGAUAGCUUUUUUUCCAGGCCUGUGUCAUUCCUAACCCUAAACCUUACCCUUACCCUAGUGUGCGUAGUGCAGACGACAGAGACGAAUGGAAGAGGAUAGUUCACAAGUCAUGUGUGGCGCCCCAUCGGUGAAAGCUUUAAGGGACAUGAUGAUGAUGAAGCAACUGUAAAACUAUAUGUUCUUUACCACUGUUAUCGUGUUAUACAAUUUGUCUUGAUUAGCCAUUUAAAAGAAAUAAAAAUGAUUGAAUUCUGAAAAAAAAAUAAGUCCUUUUCUUGAAACGUUCCUUUCUAACAGAUUCAUCUCCCCUGUCGACAAGCAGCCAUUGCCCUUCACCCAAAUCAAGACCCUCGUCCGCCCCAAUGAUUCGUUGGAGAGCAAAAAAAAUGGAGAUGACGUCAGCAUAAACUCACUGGCCGACCAGUCCAUCGGUAAGAAUCGGGGAUCCCUGAAGUUGCUGAGGCCUACCAGAUUCUCUCCUCCCCCACGACACAGCGACAACAGAUUCAACAACAUCAUCCUGACUAUACUGUUCCUUGGUGUUAUCGUCUUG